Messenger RNA from Phascolarctos cinereus (koala), 1992 nucleotides. RefSeq names its product centromere protein T (gene CENPT). The record is from RefSeq and is a predicted model, not a curated record. Gene Ontology annotation, biological process: chromosome segregation; mitotic cell cycle; kinetochore assembly. Lineage: Eukaryota; Metazoa; Chordata; Mammalia; Diprotodontia; Phascolarctidae. Gene Ontology annotation, molecular function: DNA binding; protein heterodimerization activity. Gene Ontology annotation, cellular component: kinetochore.
UUUGGCUCAAAUUUAAGGCGGGAGCGCUGGUGCGGGCUGCCGGCUCGGAGAGCGGGCGGCCCGGGACCUCCGUCCGGCUUCGCUGGGCCCUCACCUGGGGUGCGGAACCCUUCCAGACCCUUUGACACCAUUCUGCCCCAGGAGCUACUCGGAGGUGAUCCCAUCCAGGUGAACAACAUGGCCUUCCUCUCUGAGAAUGAAGGGACCACUAGGACCUUGCUUCAUCAUGUGCUGGAGACACAGCCUUUAAGCUCCCCAGUCUCAUCUAAUACUAGGCAAAGCAAGAGAAGUCUUUCCACAUCCAUGGGCCAUCCACGCCGAAACCUACGUGACCCUCCAUCCCGAACACUUCUGAGUAAGCAAACAAAGACUGUACCUGCUCAGCCGAAGGACACUGGAGCUGAUGGUCAGCUCUUUGUUGAGCACUAUGAUUUCUUAGAAGAAGGCACACCCAGGAUUCUGCUGAAGAAAAUCCUGCAGACCGCUUCAGAAGCCUCUGUCCUGGUACCCUCGCUGAUGAAUUCACAGGAGCCAGAACCUGUUGAGUUACAGGAGGAAAGCAAGUGGAACAGUCUGGAGUUGCAGCUUCCUGAGCUGGAGCCCUCUGUGACUGUAGCUCCAGGGCUCCUGAUGCAUAACAGGAAGAAGCGUUGCCUUAGAGUGUCUGAGUUUGAACAGGAAGUGGACCAAGGACUUGCUGUUGCUUCAGAUCUCACUGAAAGGCAGCCAGCUUCAGCCAACAAGUCCUCUGUGACCAGGUCCUUCAACCUGACCUUGGCCACAGUUAGGCCCCCUGAGUCUAUAGAGAGGCCUGGCUUGGCCCGAAGGCCCCCAAACCGUAAGGCGAUUGAUGUGGAAGCAUUUGAACAAAGACUGAAGGACAUCCCAUUGACUCCUCUCCCAGAUCGUUGCACUUAUCACAGGGCCACUCCUGUGGAUGGGGAUAGGUCCUUCCAGGCGAGUCCUGACUCCAUAGGCCUCAGGAGAAGCUUGGCAAAGGGCCAGGAACUGAAGGCCGUGACCCAGCAAGCUAAUCAAAGAAUGGAGAAGGGUCCUAGGAAACAAACUAAGUCUGGUACAAAAAGUCCAAGUCAAAACACUCCCCUCUCUACCAGCUCUCUGUCUGCUGGAACAAGAAGCAGACCUUGGACAGGGACAUCAAGUCAAAACAGCUGCUUCUCUGCUCGCUCUUUACCUGCUAGAAGCAGCAUCUCCAGGGAAGCCAGAGCAAAGUCAGGUGUGGCUCAUCAGGUAGAGGAAGAAGAGGAGAGGCUGAUGGAUGAGGAGGCAAGAGAGUCUGAAGAGGACACAGAAAUCCUCCAAAGUACCGUUGUCUCAGAACUUAGCAUGAAGACACCAGAAUUUCUCCGGGCCAAGCGAUAUCAUUCUCUUUUACAGCCUACCUCCCCAGUACCUCCUAAUACUAACACUACCCUGUUGCCCUCCAAGCUUACCCAGGCCAAACGUGCUCCCAAGCGCCGUGCCCCAGGCCCUAGGCAACCCCGUGAUCCAGACAAAGUUGGCUUGAACAAUUAUUGCAAAGUCUUCAGCUUCUAUGCCAAAACUCCCAUGGAGAAGUCAGCCUCUGAGACCCUGAUGAAGUGCCUGAACCAGUAUUUCAGGACACUUUGUGAUGACCUAGAGACCUUUGCUCACCAUGCAGGCCGAAAAACUGUGUUGUUGGCUGACUUGGAGCUGUUGAUGAGGCGGCAGGGCCUGGUGACUGAUGAUAUUUCCCUCUAUGUGCUUGUGGAGAGAUACCUGCCCUUGGAGUACCGGAGGCUGCUCAUCCCUUGUGCAGCCAGUGGCAAUGCUGUCUUCCCUGCUGGAUAGGGAUGCUGCCGCCCCAGCUUCUCUAAGUAGAGAGGAGAGCAGGAGCCUGAGGCUGAGGCCUCCAUGUAAGCCCUUUCCAGGAGUGGACUCUUUACGUGCUACUGUCGGUGUCAAUAAAAUGUGAUAAAGCCACUUUAAAAAGAUGGUGGUGUGGCUGAG